AUGACCUCUGCAGGACGACCCCGAGACUCGGACGAAGAGACUCCGCUGCUCGCCGGAGAGCAGCAUCGCAACAAGCCCUCGACCAUCCCUUGGGGGCAGUUCACCAUCAUUCUCAUCCUCCAGCUCGCGGAGCCGCUCACGAGCCAAGUCAUCUAUCCUUUUGCUCCUGAGCUCAUCCGGAACAUUGGGAUCACGCACGGAGACGAAACGAAGGUGGCUUACUACGUCGGCGUCAUGCAAUCUAUCUUCUUUGCAACCCAAGCGCUUACCGUCUUGCACUGGAGUAGGAUAUCAGAUCACAUUGGGCGCAAGCCCGUGAUCAUGACAGGUUUGAUGGGUCUCUCGCUCUCCAUGUAUUGCUUCGGGCUCUCGAAGACAUUCUGGGGUGCUGUGGUCAGUCGUAGUCUGAAUGGCGCCCUUAACGGCAACAUCGGGGUCAUGAAGAGCAUGCUCGCCGAGAUCACGGACCCAAGCAACAUUGCACAGGCGUACGCUUUCAUGCCAAUCGCUUGGUCUACCGGGGCGACUUUGGGUCCCAUUAUCGGCGGCUCGCUCUCUCGGCCCGCGGAGCGGUAUCCUUCAGUGUUCGGAGAAUCCGAGUUCUUCAAAGCGUAUCCGUACUUCCUCGCAUGCGCUAUCCCCGCGACAUUCUCGCUCUGCGCGUGCCUCACGACCUUCUUCUUCCUCAAAGAGACGGUGAGAAGCCCAGUGUCGGUCCGUGAGCUCCUGCGCAGGGCGCCGCGCGAAGCCGCUGUCGAGCAGAACGCGGCCCCAGCGUUGACGAUCAAGGCCACGGCAGACGACGACGCGGAGCGCCCCCUGCCCGUGGGCCGCCUGCUGACGCCCAAGGUGCUCAUCGCGGCCGGCAACUACGCGUUCCUCGCCGUCGUCGACAUCAGCCUGCGCGCCCUCCAGCCGGUGUUCUACUCGACCCCGAUCGCGCUCGGGGGGCUCGGGAUGGACCCGCAGGCGAUCGGGUACAUCCUCUCCGUGUACGGGAUCAUCAACGGGGGGCUGCAGAUCUUCCUCUUCCGCCGGAUCCACGACCGCUUCGGCACGAAGCGCGUGUACAUGACCGGCAUCGCGAGCGUCGUGCCCGUGUUCGCCAUGUUCCCGUUCAUCAACGCGCUCGCGCGCGUCGAGGGCCUCAGCGACCGUGUCUGGGCGCUCGCUUUAGGCCAGGCCCUGCUGUCCAUCAUCAUCAACUUCUCGUACGGCUGCGUGUUCAUCUUCAUCACCUCCUCGUCGCCGAACCGGGCCUCGCUCGGCACGGUGAACGGCAUGGCGCAGAUGAUGGUCUCCGUCAUGCGCGCCGUCGGGCCCGCGACCGCCAACUCGCUCUUCUCGCUCUCGAUCGACAAGGAGCACCACCUUAUGGGCGGCCACUUCGUCUACCUCGUCCUCGCGCUCGUCACGUGCGUCGCGCUCUUCGUCGCGACGCUCCUCCCCGAGAAGGACACGUCGGACGCGCGGAGCUCGUGA
This is a messenger RNA of Epithele typhae, 1482 nucleotides long. RefSeq names its product MFS general substrate transporter. Lineage: Eukaryota; Fungi; Basidiomycota; Agaricomycetes; Polyporales; Epitheliaceae. The coding region runs from base 1 to 1482 and encodes 493 amino acids. Gene Ontology annotation, molecular function: transmembrane transporter activity. The transcript is spliced from 7 exons. Gene Ontology annotation, biological process: transmembrane transport. The record is from RefSeq and is a predicted model, not a curated record.